Molecule: messenger RNA, 997 nt
Organism: Laetiporus sulphureus 93-53
Lineage: Eukaryota; Fungi; Basidiomycota; Agaricomycetes; Polyporales; Laetiporaceae
Product: thioredoxin-like protein
Exons: 5
Coding region: 162-887 (241 amino acids)
Molecular function (GO): oxidoreductase activity
Source: RefSeq, a predicted model, not a curated record
GGGUCUUUACAUAUCGCAGCGCGACGCUCCUUUCGCAGCCGGUCGACCAACUCCAGGUGCUUGCUCGCGCUCUUCGCUCUUUGCCUCCGUUCUCAGCACUAUCCUAUACUAUCCCGGACUGUUUCUCUAACACAUCCUCCCCGCCAUUCCUGCGUGCAUUCAUGCAGGACAUAACCAACAUGCAGCGGGUGGUAUCCCUCGUCGUGAUCGGAGACAUUAUAUGUCCCUGGUGCUACAUUGGGGAGAAAGAGAUGGAACGCGCCAUUGAGGCCGUCAAGGAUCUCCCCAUCACUAUCAAAGUCGAACACAGACCGUACCAGCUGCAGCCGUCAUUACCGGAGGAACAGGCGCUGGUCAAGCGCGAAUGGUACCUCAACAGAUUCGGCAAGGACAAGUUUGCAUCAUUUGAGCAGAUGGUUACCACUCGGGGAACCCAGCUUGGGCUCAACAUCAAUUAUUCCGGUACAAUCACUCAGAGCACCCGCGCACAUCGUCUCAGUCUGAAGGCUCUGAAGCUGGGCGGGCAACACAUGCAGGAAAAGUUCUUGAACAACAUUCACAAGGCAUACUUUGAGGACGGAAACAACAUUGGCGAUUUUGAGCUUCUUGGUGAGCUGGCGCAGGCAAGCGGCAUCAUGUCUAAGGAAGAGGCAAUCAAGUUCCUCGAGUCGGAUGAGUGCCGGGGAGAUGUCGUGGACAUGAUGGCGGAAGCCCGCAGGAAAGGCGUGACCGGCGUCCCAUUCACAAUUAUCGACGGUCGCUGGGCGGUCAUUGGUGGACAGACCGCGGACGUGUACAUCCAGAUUUUCAAGAAGCUCGCACAGACUGAGAAAGUGACACCUUUGUCUCAUGUCAGCCCAGGACCGCAUUGCUCAGUUAAAAAUUGAUCUGAUUUGUAGGGUGCGCCACUGUGAUGAUCGUGGCUUCGCAUCGCCUGAUUAUUCCGAGGGAAGUUGAUUAGAGGACGGAUGGUGAUCGAUUGACUUAUAUACCGAAG